Messenger RNA from Brassica napus (rape), 1026 nucleotides. RefSeq names its product acid phosphatase 1. The transcript has 3 exons. Gene Ontology annotation, molecular function: acid phosphatase activity. The record is from RefSeq and is a predicted model, not a curated record. Bases 122 to 940 code for a protein of 272 amino acids. Lineage: Eukaryota; Viridiplantae; Streptophyta; Magnoliopsida; Brassicales; Brassicaceae.
UGUGUUUUUUUUUCUAAAUUCUUUAUGGCUUAUGCCUGACUCUUCUCUACCUAUAAAGCCCUCUUUACAUACACACUUGUGAUCAGAUUUUCUUAAAGAUCCAAAGCACUUCUUCUCAAACAUGGACAGAUCUAUCUUUCUUUCUCUAGCACUAGCCUCACUCUUGGUCGGAGUCGUCUCAGCUCGUGACUGGAACAUCUUGAACCAGCUCAAAUCACUCGGUAUUUCAUCCCCAAGCCAACCCGGUCUUGUUACUUCGGGGCUAUCGACCAACCUGAAACGGUACUGCGAAAGCUGGAGGUUCAACGUGGAAGUACACAACAUCAGAAACUUCGACGUGGUGCCUCAGGAGUGCGUGUCUCACGUCCAGAAUUACAUGACGUCAUCUCAGUACGAGGAUGACGUUGAGAGAGCCGUCGAUGAGGUCAUCCUUCAUUUCGGGAGCAUGUGUUGUAGCAAGAGUAAGUGCGAUGGCAUGGACGCUUGGAUCUUUGAUAUUGAUGACACGCUUCUCUCUACCAUUCCUUACCACAAGAGCAACGGCUUCUUCGGAGGAGAGAAAUUGAACUCUACUAAAUUCGAGGAUUGGGUAAGGAAGAGGAAAGCACCACCAGUGCCACACAUGGUUAAUUUGUACCAUGAGAUCAGAGAAAGAGGAAUCAAGAUCUUCUUGAUCUCUUCUCGGAAAGAAUAUCUCAGAUCUGCCACCGUUGACAACCUGAUCCAAGCCGGUUACUAUGGCUGGUCCAACCUCAUCCUCAGGGGGCUAGAAGAUGAACAAAAAGAAGUCAAACAAUACAAGUCAGAGAAGAGGACAUGGCUAACAAGUCUUGGUUACAGAGUUUGGGGAGUGAUGGCAGACCAAUGGAGCAGCUUUGCAGGUUGUCCUCUUCCCAAGAGAACCUUCAAGCUCCCUAACUCCAUCUACUAUGUCGCCUAAUCAAAACAUAAUAAACCUCUGAUUUUAGCUUUCAUUGUACAAGAAGAAGAAUCCAUAAAUAAGAGAGAACAGUUUUGGUUCUGAUU